Messenger RNA from Lacerta agilis (Sand lizard), 3144 nucleotides. Its product is annotated as zinc finger protein 420-like. The record is from RefSeq and is a predicted model, not a curated record. The transcript has 8 exons. Lineage: Eukaryota; Metazoa; Chordata; Lepidosauria; Squamata; Lacertidae. The coding region runs from base 115 to 3144 and encodes 1009 amino acids. Gene Ontology annotation, biological process: regulation of DNA-templated transcription. Gene Ontology annotation, molecular function: RNA polymerase II cis-regulatory region sequence-specific DNA binding; DNA-binding transcription factor activity, RNA polymerase II-specific.
ACUUUUCUCUUCUUCUUUUAGGGUCCACUGUGCUUUGAAGAUGUAGCUGUUCAUUUCACAGAUGAGGAGUGGGCAUUGCUGGAUCCUGACCAGAAAGCUCUGCAUAAGGAAGUCAUGGAGGAGAAUUGUAGGAUCAUGAACUCUCUCAGUGGUAAUGAAUUGGAAAUUAAAAAUGAGGGCGAUCAUAAUAAUGUCUACGCAGUGGAGAAGCGAUGUAAAUAUACAGAGUGUAGUGAGAACUUUAGUCAAAGCUGCCAUUCCACUUCCCUCCAAAUAAAUCCCAUUGGGAAGAAAUCCUAUCAGUGCUUACAAUGUGGAAAGAGCUUCACCCAGAAGGAAAGUCUCACCACCCAUCAACGAAUUCAUACAGGGGAGAAACCAUAUAAGUGUCUUGAAUGUGGUAAGAACUUCGCCUGGAAGGAAAGUCUCACCACCCAUCAAAGAAUUCAUACAGGGGAGAAACCAUAUCAAUGUUUGGAAUGUGGUAAAAACUUCGCCUGGAAGGAAAGUCUCACUUCCCAUCAAAGGAUUCAUACAGGGGAGAAACCAUAUCAAUGUUUGGAAUGUGGAAAGAGCUUCGCCUGGAAGGAAAGCCUCACCACCCAUCAAAGAAUUCAUACAGGGGAGAAACCAUAUCAAUGUUUGGAAUGUGGGAAGUGUUUCAGUCAGAGUGCCCAUCUCACUACCCAUCAAAGAAGUCAUAAAGGGGAGAAACCAUAUCAGUGUUUGGAAUGUGGGAAAAACUUUACCCAGAAAAAAAGUCUCAGAUCUCAUAUAAAAAUUCAUAAAGGGGAGAAACCAUAUCAGUGCUUGGAAUGUGGAAAGAGCUUCAGUCGGAAAGAAAGUCUCAUUUCCCAUCAGAGAAUUCAUACAGGGGAGAAACCAUAUCAGUGUUUGGAAUGUGGAAAGAGCUACAAUCAGAGAUCCAAUUUUAAGUCACAUCAAAGAAUUCAUACAGGGGAGAAGCCAUUUCAGUGUUUGGAAUGUGGGAAGAACUUCAGUCAUAGUGCUAUCCUUAAGACACAUCAAAGAGUUCAUACAGGGGAGAAGCCAUUUCAGUGUUUGGAAUGUGGAAAGAACUUCAGUCAGAAAUUAACUCUUAGUUUCCAUCAAAGAACUCAUACAGGGGAGAAACCAUAUCAGUGCUUAGAAUGUGGAAAGAGCUUUAGUCAGAGGACCAAUCUCACAGCCCAUCAAAGAAUUCAUACAGGAGAGAAACCAUAUCAGUGCUUGGAAUGUGGAAAGAGCUUCACCCAGAAGGAAAGUCUCACGAACCAUCAAAGAAUUCAUACAGGGGAAAAACCAUAUCAGUGCUUGGAAUGUGGAAAGAGCUUCACCCAGAGAUUAACUCUCACUUUUCAUCAAAGAAUUCAUACAGGUGAGAAACCAUAUCAGUGCUUGGAAUGUGGAAAGAGCUUUAGUCAGAAGCCCCAUCUCACAGCCCAUCAAAGAAUUCAUACAGGUGAGAAACCAUAUCAAUGCUUGGAAUGUGGAAAGAGCUUCACCCGGAAGGAAAGUCUCACUCCCCAUCAAAGAAUUCAUACAGGGGAAAAACCAUACCUGUGCUUGGAAUGUGGGAAAAGCUUUACCCAGAAAAGAAGUCUCAUGACCCAUCAAAGAAUUCAUGAAGGGAAGAAAUCAUUUCAGUGCUUGGAAUGUGGAAAGAGCUUCAGUCGGAAUUCCCAUCUCAGUUCCCACGUAAGAACUCACAGCGGAGAGAAACCUUAUCAGUGCAUGGAAUGUGGUAAGAACUUCGCUUGGAAGGAAAGUCUCACUUCCCAUCAAAGAAUUCAUACAGGGGAGAAACCAUAUCAGUGCUUUGAAUGUGGAAAGAGCUUCACCCAGAAGGAAAGUCUCACAGCCCAUCAAAGAAUACAUACAGGGGAGAAACCAUAUCAGUGCUUUGAAUGUGGAAAGAGGUUCAUUCAUAGCGCCAAGCUCACGACCCAUCAAAGAAUUCAUACAGGGCAAAAACCAUAUCAGUGCCUAGAAUGUGGAAAGAGGUUCAGUCAGAGUGCUCAUCUCACAACCCAUCAAAGAAUUCAUACAGGGGAGAAACCAUAUCAGUGUUUGGAAUGUGGAAAGAGAUUCAGCCAGAGAUCCAUUUUUAAGUCACAUCAAAGAAUUCAUACAGGGGAGAAACCAUAUCAGUGUUUGGAAUGUGGAAAGAGCUUCCGCCAGAGUGCUAUGCUUAAGACACAUCAAAGAGUUCAUACAGGGGAGAAAUCAUUUCAGUGUUUGGAAUGUGGGAAGAGCUUCACAAAGAAAUUAACUCUCACAUUCCAUCAAAGAAUUCAUACAGGUGAGAAACCGUAUCAGUGUUUGGAAUGUGGAAAGAGCUUCAUUCGGAAAUCCCAUCUCAGUUUCCAUAAAACAACUCACAGCAUGGAGAAACCAUAUCAGUGUAUGGAAUGUGGAAAGAGCUUUGCCUGGAAGGAAAGUCUCACAGCCCAUCAAAUAAUUCAUACAGGGGAAAAACCAUAUCAGUGCUUGGAAUGUGGAAAGAGCUUCACCCGGAAGGAAAGCUUCAUAGCACAUCAAAGAAUUCAUACAGGGGAGAAACCCUAUCGGUGCUUGGAAUGUGGAAAGAGCUUCAGUCGGUACUCCCAUCUCAGUUCCCAUCAAAGAACUCACAGCAAGGACAAACCAUAUCAGUGCAAGGAAUGUGGAAAGAGCUUUGCCUGGAAGGAAAGUCUCACUCCCCAUCAAAGAAUUCAUACGGGGGAGAAACCAUAUCAGUGCUUGGAAUGUGGAAAGAGCUUCACCCAGAAGGCAAGUCUGACUUCUCAUCAAAGAAUGCACACCAGUAGUAGUAGUAUUCACUUUAUCACGAGUGGUCAACUCCUCACCCUCAAGAAAAUACAGCUGACCAGGCAGCUGGGGAUACAGAAGAGAGAAAGCGAAGUAGAGGUCAAUUGCAAACGCUGCUCGCUGCUUUGUGGAGAAACAAUCGGUUUCAUCCACCAAGACCUUGAGUUUGCCGUAAUAGCGGACGAGCCUCGUGGGGCGUCCACAGCACAGUCUGGUCCUGUUGUGUUGGAUGAGUUUCAGUUCGAAAAGAUUAUCUUUGCAGAAAUGGGCCAGAAUUCCUCUCAGGCAGAGAGGACUCUGUUGGACACCAAAGAGAGGCCAAUGGAACAGUAG